UUGGCGUCUCGACUAGUGUCCGAAAGACAUCACGAAAGUGUGUCUGAAAGUUCCGCCUUUCUUCCAGAUCCAUUACAUAGGGGAGCUGAACUCAUCACGCAAGUCUCAAAUGUUGAUGUCCUGUUUUCUCGAGUUUGUCUCACUUUUGCUGAGACCCAACUCUACGUUAAUGGGCCAGCCAUCUACCUUAAAGAAGCUCCCUUCCCCGUUUCUAUCCUGUUCUAUGAGCCGUAA
This is a messenger RNA of Danaus chrysippus (African queen), 234 nucleotides long. Lineage: Eukaryota; Metazoa; Arthropoda; Insecta; Lepidoptera; Nymphalidae. The record is from the annotation of a GenBank genome assembly.